This is a messenger RNA of Helianthus annuus (common sunflower), 1639 nucleotides long. RefSeq lists its product as uncharacterized. The coding region runs from base 131 to 1432 and encodes 433 amino acids. Gene Ontology annotation, biological process: protein localization to plasma membrane; phosphatidylinositol phosphate biosynthetic process. The transcript has a single exon. The record is from RefSeq and is a predicted model, not a curated record. Gene Ontology annotation, cellular component: plasma membrane. NCBI's taxonomy places the organism in Eukaryota, Viridiplantae, Streptophyta, Magnoliopsida, Asterales, Asteraceae.
UACACUCGUAUAUGUCCUUAUUAAACCACAAGUUCAACCAACAUCCAAAAAAACCCAUAUAAAUCAUACAAACCCAUAUAAAACCCAUUUUUUAUAGAACACCCACCGGACUACCACCACCACCACACAGAUGGACUUCCGCGGCGGAUCUCCCUCCUCUUCCACCACCUCCUCCUCCCAAAACCACCAGAACAAUAACGGCAUCACCGCCCUAACCACCACCGAUCCAAUGCACUCCUGGUGGGAAUCCAUCUCCAAAGCCCGAUCUCGCAUCCACUCAUUAUCCACACUCUUACCCGAACACACUCCAAACCCGAUCUCCUCACUCGCCGACUCCGACGCGCCUGCACGCUCCCUCCUCUCCUCAAUAACCGCUUACACCGCCGUUUCCCUCUCUCUCUCCUCCCCCUCCUCCGGCUCCGGCGACGAUCCUCUCUGCAACUGGCUCUAUGACACCUUCCUCUCCUCCGAUCCAGACCUCCGCCUCGUUGUCCUCUCAUUUAUCCCCUUAAUCGCCGGUUUAUACCUCUCGCGCGUUCACUCUCUUCAAACCCUAACUCCGUCACUCGCCGGAUUCGAAGCGGUUUUACUCGCGGUUUACUCGUCGGAGACUAAGUCACGCGCUGGUAAGGCGGUGGUGAUUUCUAUACCUGAUCUGUCUCAACCGUCGUUGUAUCAUACGCCUAGGGUUAGGGUUCCGGUUAGUAGUUCGAAGAAGAAACCUGAUUCGGCGAAAAUAAACCCUAGUUCUUCGUCGAAAACGGUUCGGCAGACGGUUGGGGUGUUGUCUGCUCCGUUGGAGCCGCAGACGGCGAUUAAGUCAACGAAGCGUGCGGUUAUUGUGGGAGUUGUGUUGGAUUGUUAUUAUAAGGUUGUUUCUCAGAUGCCUAGCUGGUCUAAGCUGGAUUUCUGUAGGUUUGUUAAGGAUUGGGCCGGGCAGGAUUGCGUUUGUAAGUCGGAAUUCGAUCAAAAUGAGCAGAAUUCGGAGGCGGUUGACUUUUCGAAUGGUGUUGGUGAGGAUGAGAAUCAUGAGAUUGAAAUUGAGGGGAAUGUGGUUGACAAUAUGAAGAGUUUGGAGAUUCGGGAUGACGAUGAGAAUUUGGAAAAUUGUGGGGCUAGAGGGACUAGAAUUUUGCUUCCAUGGGAGUUGGUUCAACCGAGUUUGAGAAUUUUAGGGCAUUGUUUGUUGGGGCCAUUGAAUGCGAAUGAUGUGAAGGAUGCAGCGUCGUUGGCGGUGCGGUGUUUGUAUGCUCGGGCAUCACAUGAUUUGGUUCCGCAGGCGAUUUUGGCUACCAGGAGUUUGAUUCAGCUGGAUAAGAGGUCUCGUGAAGCAGCUGCGAUGGUUGCAGCGUCGGCUGCUAAUACUGCGGGGUCGAAUGCUAAUACGCCGAGUAAAGCGAAGAAGCCGGAGAUCCUUUUGGUGUCAAAGUGAAACCAGAGUAUGUAUUUUGUUUUAAUUCGGAAUAUUUUUUGUUUGUUUUGUUGAUUAUAUAGUGUUUGAGCUUGUUGUAGCGGUAGAGGUAUAAUCUGUGUUAUUGAUAACUAUAUAUAUAUUUGAUUUGUCAACUUAAAAGAAAUUGGUGUUUGUUAUCUUGAUUCUUUGAGGUAAAAUUUGAAAUGCAGGGUGUUAUGAAAAAAA